Dunckerocampus dactyliophorus (ringed pipefish) is the source of this 4393-nucleotide messenger RNA. It is a transcript of the gene dnajc28, whose product is annotated as DnaJ (Hsp40) homolog, subfamily C, member 28. The transcript is spliced from 2 exons. NCBI's taxonomy places the organism in Eukaryota, Metazoa, Chordata, Actinopteri, Syngnathiformes, Syngnathidae. The record is from RefSeq and is a predicted model, not a curated record. The coding region runs from base 281 to 1393 and encodes 370 amino acids.
AAAGAAGACACGUCAAAACAACCCCAACACAAUCGGGUGACCGCAUUUUCAGCCCGUGUUCUCGUGAAAUAUGUUUUUACAGUCAGCUGUGUGAGUAAGUUGGCAUCUCAAUGUUGAUUUUCUGCGGCAGUCAAGUCUUAACAUUGCGUGUUAAGUGACGAAUUUUGAAUGAACGUAACUGUUCGCUACUUGCUAAAUAGAUGCUAGCGCGUCAGGAAGGCUAACAUCCGGGUAUUUAAUGACGACUUCGAUGGACCGAACAUCCAGAGUGGCGUGAGACAUGACCGUCAUUUGCCGUCUCCUGGUGUCCUGCAGCUCCUCCUCUCACGGACCUCUCCUGCUGCGCCGAGCGUUGAGCGGCAGACCUCAGAUCAGCGGCAGCCUGCGAGAGAGCUACCGGCUGCUGCAGCUGCCCGAAGGCGAGCCAGUCAGCGCCGUUCGGGUUAAGGAGUCCUACCUGCGCCUGGCCAAGCUUUACCACCCCGACUCUGGCGCUCCCACCGCUGAUGCGGUCCUGUUCGCCCGAGUCGAGGAGGCCUACCGGUCAGUUCUGGCUCACCGGAGCGAGGCAGGGAAGGACACAGACAAGGAGGACGAGGACAAGCCCCCAGGUGCGGCCCCCCAGCAUAGACACUACCUCAGCUACGAGGGUGUGGGCUCAGGCACCCCCAGUCAACGUGAACGCCAGUACCGGCAGUUCCGUGUGGACCGGGCGUCCGAGCGGGUCCUGGACUACCGGCAGAGGGAGCACGAGAGGGCUGCGGCUGCGGAGGGGGCGCUGGUGGAGCGGGACCUGCGUCAGCGCAGCAGGAAGAUUCAAAUCACCCAAGCGGUCGAGCGGCUGGUGGAGGACCUGAUCCAGGAGUCUAUGGCGCGCGGGGACUUCCGCAAUCUGAGCGGCGCCGGGAAGCCUCUCAACAAGUUUGAGCACAACCCCUACGCCGACCCCAUGACCCACAACCUCAAUCGCAUCCUCAUCGACAACGGCUACCAGCCACCCUGGGUGGUCACGCAGCGCGACAUCCGCCAGGCCGCCGCGCACAUCCGCAGCACCUUACUGGAGGGGAGGGCCCAGCUGGCGGAAGCCAUGGACCCGACGGAGCGCAGCCGCUGGGGGGAGCUGUGUGCCGGCGCUGAGGAGGAGCUGGCCAAGCUCAACAAGAUGGUGGACAACUACAACCUGAUCGUGCCCACGCUCCAGAUGCAAAUGGUGCACUUCAGCUUGCCGCGGGAGGUGAAGCGUGCCGAGAUGGCGGCCCGCCAACGCGGACUGGAGCAGCGGAGGGAGCGAGAGAGGAGGAAGGAGGAGAGGAGGAGAGCCAACGCCACCAACACAAAGUCUGGAAACACAAAGCCGGGCCUGAUGUCUUGGAUGCAAAGCUGGCUGAGAUGAAUGACAUGAAACCUAUCCCGGCGGACUUAGGCAGGGAGAGGACUGCUGGUCAGCCAGUCGCACUACAAACACGCAUUCACACGCACAUUUGCACCGAUGGAUCAUUUAGAGCAGGGAGAACAUAACGACGCCACACAGAUGUUUCAACAGAUUCCAACCCUCGACCUUUUGAUGGUGAGGCGCACGUGUAACCUCUACGCCAGCAGUGUCCAAACAUCUCCCACCGGGGGCUCCAUAGAGAAAGAUGUAAGGAUGCAAGGGCCGCUGAGAGUUUUAUUCUUUUUACUUCAAUGGUAGCCAACCUUUAUUGGUAGAAAACUGUCACGGCACACCACCAAACACAAACGUCACAAAAAAGUAUCCAGCAGGGCUCAACUCAGUACUUAUGCAGGCUGCAUUUUUAGAAGGCAGACUUCUACCUUCACUGUUAUUCUCAUUUUACAUCUCAUGUCAGUGUGAAACCUUCAUAUCUACAAAACCAAAUGGAUAAUGUCCACAAAAACAUGAGUCAAAGAUCAUUUAUAGUGCAAGAGUGCUCUGCUGUUUGUUUUCAAGUCUCGCUUCCAAGUUUUUUAACUGCACUCACGGGCCGGUCUCGUGUCUUUCCCAGACCAGAUUUGGCCCACGGGCCUCCAAUUGAAUAGGACAGGUGUACAGUAUACCAGAGGUGUUCAAAGUGCGGCCCGAGGGCCGUUAGCCACCCGCGGCACAUUAUAAAUAUAUAAUUUAACAACAAAAGUUAAAAAAAAAAAAAAAAGCAACAGCAAAAAUAGAAAAAUCAGCAUUAAUUUUACAAGAAUAAAGUCAAAAUAUUAACUGAAAAAAGUUGUAAUCUAAUGAGAAAAAGUCAUCAUUUUACGAGAAUAACAUUGUAAUAUUAGGAUGAAAAAUAACAUAAUUUUAGUAGCAUCAAGUUGAAAUAUAAAAGACUUUUUUUUCGAAGUCGUAAUUAUGAACAACAGUCAAAAUAACUUUGGUUGUAAUUUUUUGAAAAUUAGGUUGCGGAAAUGGUGUGAAUAAAAUAAUUACGAGAAGAAAAUUUACAAAAACAAAGUUGGGCGUGUAAGUACUCAAUUUUUGGGGGGAGGGUCCUGGAAUGAUGUUAUUUGUAGUAAAAAUAAAUCAUAAUUUUCAGAAGUGAAAUUGGAUAUCGCCCAUGACACACUAAUGUGCCGCAGCACAGCAGCUGGGAAUCACUGCUUGCCCUUUCGAAGUUAUUGAACACGCUUAAAAACAAUCCAACGUAGGCCGAUAUUAUGCAAAUGCGAUUGAUAUAUUGUAUCAUUAAUUAAAACACAGCUGUGCGUUGUAAGUGCAAAGCAGAUUGUUGGUAUUAGUGUGACAUCUUGUGUUGUGUUUUGUCUUUAUUUUUCUCAUAUUUCCUCCGUAGUGUUUUGAUUUUCAGCAUAUCCUUGUGCCAGUAAUAAAGUGUGUCACUGUACAAUGCCAUUAUAUAAUUUUCUUUUCAUUCAUUUCCGACCUUCACGAGUCCUUGGGGGUAACAUUUAAAAACACUUUUCCCAAACUUACGACGCAAGUUGCUCCUGAAAUUACUAUUUUUUAUGGUCAUGACGUCCGGUAUUGGAAGUGCGUCAAUAACUCACUCCCCCUAGCGCCAUCUGCUGGACGUAGAUGGUCACUGCACCCACUCUGCUCUAACGCGAGUCAAAAACGUCACGUGUUAUUUUCAUGGAAAUCAGUUUGUGCGUGUGACUAACUUGUACGUAUUAGUAGCUAGAAACGUAAAAACAAGGUAAAUGACCGCUAGCCCGGCCCAAAUGUGUUACUGCUCUUGUUCUGGCGUCCCCUCCCCUGUUGCUGGGUUACAGAUGACCACAGACCCCGCUGCCCCCUGAGCCAGACCCAGGGCGGCCGUGCACGGUGUCCUCUUCCGGGUCCAGUCGUGUGCGAUGUACAGGUGGUACGGGUCGUGGGAGCUCUCCAGCUUCUUGGAGCGGAUGAAGCUGAGCAUGACCCCGAAGGAGAAGAAGCUGAACAUGCCGAGCACCACGAGGAUGUAGAGCACGGCCUGGGUCUGGGACUGGGCCCGAGUCGCCCACGGUGAUGUGCCGAUGCCGGUGUGGUUCUGCGAGAGCGGGGGAAGCUGCGAAGGAGCGGUUCUGUUGAUGCAGUGAUGCAAGAGGGAGAGCAACACGGAAGUCAACUCGGUAGCGUUGAUGUGAGACAUGGCCGCCCUCUGCUGGACACGCCACGAACUGCAGCUGCAAAGGGAGACCAGCGCCAGGUAAGCUUUCACGUACAACUUUGCUGUCGUCAACCACUUGACCUGAUAUUUUAUUUAAAUUGCCUUUAUUACUCAUAAACAUGCAUUUAUAGUUAUAUUACAUUAUGUAUUUUUAAUAAAACAAAUUUUAAUACUUUGUAAGCUCCAGUGGUAUAAAAAUGGAUGGCUGAAUAAUAUGCAUAUAUUUAAUCAUUUUCCCACAAUUAAAUCAAAUUUUUUUAAAAAUAUUGCGACAUGAAUCUACAAUAUGCUGAUCAUGCCAAUUCUGAAUAUUUUUUCACAUUUCUUUCAUAGUAAUACGUCAUUCCUUACUGCAGCUUUUGAUCAAAUAUCAAAAAAUUUAAAUGCAAUAUUUGAAAAACUCAUUACCACAUUCCCUCAUUUUGUGUUUAUUUGGUCCAAACGCAUUUGCGUGAAAAAGUAAUUAUUUUCGAAUGAUUCUCCCCAAUAUUGAAAAACAUUUUUCUAAUUAAUUGUAGUAAUAAUUACCUUUCAUAUAUAUUUAUUUAGAUUUAUUUAUUUUAAGAAUGCAGGGGCCACUUUUACUUUUUUUUUUUUUUAAAAACAACCCAUGUGGACGAAACGUUUUCAAUACUUAAAGAAAAAACAGGUGACAAGCAAAUUAUUAGUAUGAAUUAACUUUUUCUUCAAAUGCUACACUUUUUUUUGUAUUGUUUCUCCAUUUUUACUGUUUUUAUUUAUAUAAUUUACAAAUAUUUCAACUUUCUUCUUAUACAUUUCUUUCCUUUUAAUUA